Soboliphyme baturini is the source of this 521-nucleotide messenger RNA. NCBI's taxonomy places the organism in Eukaryota, Metazoa, Nematoda, Enoplea, Dioctophymatida, Soboliphymatidae. The record is from the annotation of a GenBank genome assembly.
AUGGAGCUGGAAGAUCGGAGACGGUUUCCACUGGAGGCUCGCAUAAAGGAGGUGCUCAUUGGUCAGGAAGGUGCCAUAUCAGCUGUGGCUGCCGCAAUUCGUCGCAAAGAAAAUGGCUGGUACGACGACGAGCACCCACUUGUAUUCCUGUUCCUUGGUUCCAGUGGCAUAGGCAAAACUGAGUUGGCAAAGCAAGUUGCCCACUACUUGUACAAAGACCCGAAAAAGGCCUUCAUACGCAUCGACAUGUCUGAAUAUCAGGAAAAGCAUGAGGUAGCCAAAUUCAUCGGCUCUCCUCCAGGAUAUGUUGGUCACGAAGAAGGCGGACAGUUGACGAAGAAGCUUGCCGAAUUCCCGAACGCCGUUGUACUUUUUGACGAAGUGGAAAAGGCGCAUCCCGAUGUAUUGACCAUUAUGUUGCAGCUUUUCGAUGAAGUAAGUUUUGAUUGUCGAAAACUUUUUGAGCUUAGCGUGCUAGCAUUAAUUUAUUUACUUUUAAUUUUGUUAAAUUUUUAUUAGUU